This is a messenger RNA of Aspergillus viridinutans, 792 nucleotides long. RefSeq lists its product as uncharacterized. Lineage: Eukaryota; Fungi; Ascomycota; Eurotiomycetes; Eurotiales; Aspergillaceae. Gene Ontology annotation, molecular function: endonuclease activity. Bases 1 to 792 code for a protein of 263 amino acids. The transcript is spliced from 3 exons. The record is from RefSeq and is a predicted model, not a curated record.
AUGAGUAUGGUGAUCAGAUCUGGUCAAAACGCAUCUAUUGAUGCACCGAAAGGGGCAUCUGGCUCCGGUGGAAAGCGUCCCAGAAAGGGAAACGGUGGUUGCCGUCCCCCAAGGGACAAGCCAGUGAUCGGCAAGAAGCGCCAGGUAGAGCUUUGCAAGCCCUGCAAAAAGACGGAUCACAGGACGGCUGACUGCCCCUACGGGGAGAUUUAUGUCAACGCGGGGAUUUACCUCAGCGCGAUCCGGUCUGCUGCCGCCUCUGAUAACCCGGCUGUCUUCGGACAGAACCGGUGCAUACUCGAAGUACAGAUACAACGACACAAGUCGGAAGAAGCUGGACGGAUUGAUGCCUUUACUGGCUGUUGGUAUUUCACUGGCGCCACCAACAAUGAUGGGUAUGGCCAGAUCCUCAGAAAGCAGACCCGGAACCUCGGUCAGAGCGGGCGCAAUGCGCAAACAGCAUUCUCUAUGCAUAUUAUUGCAUACGUCGCAGGCCAUGGACAGGAUGUUCCUGCGGGCUUGCAGGCAUCGCAUCUCUGCAAUAACCGCAACUGCUUCAACCCGGCACACAUAGAAAAAGAGACUCCCGAGGCUAAUAGCCAACGGAAGGGCUCCCCGGCUCCCUCUCGCCCGCGUGACCGUCGCCAUGCUGGCCGGCCUGCCGCCCCCGCGCAUCAGCGCCGCCCUUCCCGAGAGGGUCCGACGGAUAGCGACCGUCUCAGAGCAAUUCGGCAGGCGUGCCGAGAGACCCAGACCAGGCCCCAGAGCUCAAAGAACCACGGGAGGACAUAG